Strongylocentrotus purpuratus (purple sea urchin) is the source of this 2349-nucleotide messenger RNA. RefSeq lists its product as uncharacterized. NCBI's taxonomy places the organism in Eukaryota, Metazoa, Echinodermata, Echinoidea, Camarodonta, Strongylocentrotidae. The record is from RefSeq and is a predicted model, not a curated record. The coding region runs from base 462 to 2186 and encodes 574 amino acids. The transcript has 12 exons.
CAUGUAGACUCGCUACAUGCAAGAGAACUAAACAUUAUUGUAUUCCAGUUUCCACUGAUCUGGAUCGUUUAAUCAGGCGCAUAUUGUGCACAUUGUGCAACGAUAUCAAAUCUUGAAAUUCAAUUGAAACCUUCUUCGGUUGGUUGCUUAUUCAUCGUUUGGUGUUAUGUACGAGUCUGUUUGGCACGGUGAAUUGUUCCCAGGCUAUUACUAUUAGAGGGAAGUGAAUGCAUGAAAUUCGAAUUCACAAACAAUUACUUCAGCAGUAGUCCCAUAUACACAAGUUAAUGUAGUUGUUUUGCAACAUAGUUUGGGUGUUUCUGGAUAUUGUAUUCUUGUAUUUUACUGAGGAGUCUAAGUCUAGAGAGGUUUGUGAAUCACUGGAAACACGACCACCAGUUCAGUCGUGUGAGAGAUGAGAUUUCGUGAGUCUGAGAUCAGGUAAGAAGCGGAGUACCAAGAUGGCAAGUUUCAUUGGUCGGGACCGUUUGAUAUGUCACGGGUCUUUGGUUGAAGGAACACAAGUCUCUCUGAAGACCGGUGGGUCUACCUUGAUGUUCAAAUCUAAGAACCUUGGAUACUACGCCCUCAAGUGCCUUCAUGAGACGGUUUACGUCCUGUGCCGUUAUAAGGAUGUCAAGAAGUUCUCCAGUGGUGACCCUUCAAACACCUACACGUUCAAUGGAUCAAUGAAAGUUCAUCGGAUCAUCAUGGCACAGGGAGAUACUAAGUACUGUGAUACCAUCCUCAUUGUCAUCCACGAGGGAAAACCGCUUUAUUUCAAACCACUCAGCCAAAAGUUGAAGAAAUGGCGAGAAGCAUUUAUGUAUGUAGCGAGCAUCACCACACCACCCAAAGAGACACAUACCAUCCAAGCAAGUACAGAACCGGAUGGAGCUUCUACUCCGCACAGAACUUGUCAUGUCUCCCCUUCGCAUACCCGUGAGAAAAGCCGCAAUGCUCCUCAUAGGUCAUCGCCUGAUGCAGACGAUCAGGAAGAACCAGCACCUUCACACCUACUUCCCGAUGUCAUUGAUGUCGAUGAAGAAGCUGAUGCCGCUGAAGAAACUCGUCAACUCGAAAAGAGGAAAACCCGAAAGAGCGUAUAUAAAAAAGGCAGUGGUGGAAACUACGGCGUCAUGGUGGAAAUUAAUAUGGAUGAAAAACCCGAAAUAUGCCAACCUGGAACAUUCGCUCAUCGUCAGCUUUCUAGACAGAAAAGCCGAUCUAAUGAAGAGAUAUUUACACCAAACAUGGAUCAGCUGAGAAUAUCAGGGCCCCCCAUCUUAUCAGCAUCAGCUACGUUAGGUCGAGGGUAUUUGAAACCUUCUACAGUGGGGCCUAGAAUUGACCGUACACGAUCUGCUGCUGGUGCCUUUCAUGUGCAUCCCCCGUCAAGUAAACCGGCCCCUACGUCACCAUCACAUAAACCAAUGUCACCAUCACGCAAACCACUUGUAACCCACAUCUAUGACAGUAUAGAAUCGGAUAGCGAUGAUGAUGAUAAUCGGUCGAGUGAUUGUCAUCAUCUUGUCAGCGAGGAGCCAUUGCGAUCCUUCAACUCGGUGAUUGCUGUUCACAGAGUUCUGAAGGAUGAACAGGUUAAGGAUCGAGUCGUUGUUGAGUUGAAGAAGGACCAUGUAGCUGAAGGACUCGUCUUCGUGCAAAUCAACUCAAGCGUUUACAUUGCAACAUGGAAGAAGUCAAUGUCUCUACAUGGUAGAUUCCAAGAAUCUAUCCACAUAGGUGAUCAACUUCUUCAGGUGAACGAACAACAAGCUUUGGACUUGCCAAUCAUUCGAACUGUCAUCCAGUCAUCAUCUACAGAAACAGUUAAACUCUGUAUGAAACGUUUGCCGAAUGCUGAGGUCAUUCACCUUACUAAGAAGAGAACUCAGCCAUGGGGCUUCGACGUCAUCAAGAAUGAGAUCACGGAAGUGUAUGAAGGAGCGGACCUGUACCAGCACAUCAGAAAAUGCCCCAAGCAGAAAUGGAUCAUCACAGAGCUAGAUCACCAACCCGUCAGCAUUCAAUCAUGUGGCAAAGAUGAGGUAAAACACAGGAUGACGGCUGCUCAAACAGAGCUAGCUCUGGUUUUACAUCCCAAAGAUUUCAUCGAUAAACUCUUGAAAAAGCUGCAGAAAUCUUCUAUCAAGAAGAAGCGAAUGACCGAAUACAUUGUUUGAACACUCUUUGACGUGAUUGAUUUGAAUGUGACAUGGGAAGAAGGUUUCUGCACCUCAAGCAACCUUGCUAGAUUCACUGCUAGAUAAGAGGUGUGUUGCUGAGUUGUCUAAUGGUGUCAUGAAACAACAUACAGCAAGAUCCAAUAAACUGUAUGCUCUUUAA